Macrobrachium nipponense is the source of this 3357-nucleotide messenger RNA. RefSeq names its product isoaspartyl peptidase/L-asparaginase-like. Gene Ontology annotation, cellular component: cytoplasm. The transcript is spliced from 5 exons. The record is from RefSeq and is a predicted model, not a curated record. Lineage: Eukaryota; Metazoa; Arthropoda; Malacostraca; Decapoda; Palaemonidae. The annotation marks the transcript as partial. Gene Ontology annotation, molecular function: beta-aspartyl-peptidase activity; asparaginase activity.
UACUACAGUACUACUGUUGCUAUUACAAGAUUACAAGAGCCUGUUGUCUUUGCAGGAACAGGAAGUGUUCUUACUUUUGAUGAAGAAGUAGAAAUGGAUGCCAUAAUAAUGGAAGGCACAACAAUGAAAGCAGGUGCUGUUGGAGCAAUUCGUAAUGUUAAGAAUCCUGUAAAGGUUGCAAGGCUUGUCAUGGAGAAAACCCCUCAUGUCCUUCUUGUUGGGGAAGGUGCUAAUAAGUUUGCUAUUGAACAUGGUAUAGAGGAAGUUGAUCCUGACACACUUAUCACACCAUAUGCAAAGGAGAAACUAGCAAAAUUUAAACAAUUCAACAAGACUGUAUAUAGUCUCUUCAAUAAAUUUGACCCAGUGGAAGGUGAUGGCCAUGAUACAGUAGGUUGUGCAGUGGUUGAUGGCUCUGGUCAAACAGCUUGUGCCACAUCAACAGGGGGUAUUACAGCCAAGAUGCCAGGACGUGUAGGAGAUAGCCCUAUUGUUGGAGCUGGUGGAUAUGCAGAUGAUAUGGUUGGGGCUGUGUCCACUACUGGCCAUGGUGAAGCAAUAAUUAGAUCAUGUCUGGCUCGACACAUUGUUGGAAAUAUGUCUUCAGGGAAAUGUGCUUUAAAGGCCACAGAAGAAAGUCUAGCUUACAUGGAAUCUCGUAUCAAUGGGUUUGGUGGAGCUAUAGCAGUUUCGUGUAAAGGUGAUGUAGCUACUAAUUUCUCAACACCUCGAAUGCCUUGGGCUUAUGUCAAAGAAGGAAAGCUCCAUUAUGGUAUACACCCUGGGCAACAUGAAGUUGAAGAUUAUUAAUAAUAUACAUAUAUAAUAAUAUACAUGUACAGUACAGUAAUUAUUGAAAAUUCUGGAGUAUUGGCACAAUGCAUAAUUUGAAACAUUUAAGAUUAAUUAUAAAAAGCAAUUUGGUUAUUUAAAAUUCACACUACUAUAUAUCAGCUGAAAUGUACAGCAGUACCUUGACCUACGAGUUUUAUUCAUAUUGUGGCCGAACUUAUAGCUUGAUUUGCUUGCACAUCAAAUAAAUUUUCCACAUUGACAAUACUUAUAAUGCACUUAUAAUGCCCUUAAUCUGUUUCAACCCUCAAAAUGCUACCCCAUAUUUUUCUGUUUUAUGUUAUUAAAUAAGUUAAAUACAUUUCUAAAUAACAAGUAUUGUAUUAAAAUAUAAUAUAAAGAGUAUGUAAAAGAUAUAUUCUAAGGUUUUAUACAGUGUACAUGUAGUGUUCGAGUUACGAUAAUUCGUCUUAUGAUAAUCCGAUUUUACAAUGGGGUGAGCAAUUAAUACUGAUAUGAUAAUAUUUUGAAAAUAUUUUAAAAUUUCGCUUGCAACGAGUGUAGGCAGCAGCGUACAGUUGGGGAGCGAAAGACACCAAAUUACAAUAGCCUAAGGGAGAGAGAGAGAGACCAAAUCACAAUAGCCUAAUUUUAUCCCAUCUUCUAGUUAAAUUAAGUUCAAAAACUGCAAAAGAGAAUGAUGAAAGUAUUGUUUUCACGUUAUACUCAUUGCGUAAAUGUGUACAGCCAUGAACAACCAAACAUGAAACAACUUUUUUUUGCUAAGUACAACCGAAUUGGAUAACAACAUCUGUUUGGCUUGUAUUUCAACCAUCGUACGAUAGUAACAAUUACUGUAGUUGUGUUAAAAAUGACAAUGUUGAAUAGGACUGAGAUAUUUUCAUGUAAUAACUUUAUUUGCUAUAGAUCAAAGAUCAAUAAGGAAAUAUUCUGUUAAAAUUAAAUGUACCAAGUUGUAGCUGAAGCUGAGAAAACUGUUCAAGCUGCAAAUGACUUAUCGUGCAUCGGCAACAAGGAUAAAAUCUCUCGUAAAUUUAUGCCAUCAAAUACAACUAGAUAAAAUUGAGAAAAUAAUUUUUAAUCAAAACUACUGGGCUUGAAAGAACACAUUUUAUUGUUUUUUUCACACUGAUAAAAAAUAAAUAAUGAAAAGCUCAUAUUACGAUGAAAUAAAGUGAAAAUAACGAACAGAAUCACAUAAUUUUUUACUCAAUAAACAGCCCGCAAUUGCAGUCUGUUAACGAAAAAAAUAAUUUAGUUCACAAUCACAACGAGAUGUACAUAUUCAACUUGAAUAUGUACGACUUAAAAACAUGUCGUGGAACAAAAAAUGACCUUGUUUCAUAUAAGUCAAAUAUAUCUAGAUAUUCGUUUAUACUAACUAGAAGCAAAGAUAUUCACUCAGACUUGAGUUAAAUAUGGGGAAAUAAACUUUUUCACCAUCAGCCAAUUUCCAAACCAAAACAUUGACUGCUAUGUUAGUAUUUUAUAUAAUAAUAAUAGUAGUAAGAGAAUACUUACUAUAUUAUUGGAUACAGUGAAGUCAUGUAUAACUUUUUAAAAGAUUCUUGGAAAAGAUGCAAAUACAUAAUUACUUUUCCUUCCUUGCUUAUCUUAAUUAUCGUUACUAUGCCAUAUACGUAGCAGCAUCAUCUAGAGCUUGUACCUCAAUUUUUUGCUCGCACAACAUUGCAAAAUAUCGACUGAGUGACGACUCGUACCUCGGAAAACUCGUACAUUAAUUCACUCGUAGGUCAAGGUACCACUGUACAUAGCUUAUUUUAGUUUAUUGUUAUAAAAAAAAAGCCUUUCAAAUCACUUAGGAAAUAGCCAAUGUAAAUUUUGGCUGACAAGUUUCAAGUUUUGAUGUACAGAAUUUGAGACUGACAUAUAUGAUAAGGUACUAUUAAUUUUUUGUUUUAUAAGAACACUGGUGCUUCUGUUAUUAAAACUCAAGCUAUUUUGGAGUAAGAUGUUUUGGAUUAAGUUUUAAGAGUUUGAUUUCUUUCCUUGAAUUCAGGGAGUUAAGUCAUAUUUACCCCAUAAUAAUGAGUUCUUGGUAAUUUCAAGAUUUAUGUGAUCAUGUUACAUUUAUUGUCAUAUAGCCUAGCACCACUGCAGAGUACUGCAGAGUACUGCAGAGAUUCAUAAUUAAGUUUUAGUUGGGAAUUUUAUUCUGUUAUAGAUUUUCACAAACUACAGAUUUCAUCUCUCUUUGAGUAUUGCUCUUAAUAUCAUAAAUAUUCUCUUUCAAUUUCUAAUUAGUUCACUAAAUAUCUUGAUUAGUGGGUCACAAACCUGUACAGGUAUGAAGUUAUAGGACCAAAUUUAUGAAAUACUUCAGGAAGCACUGAUUAUUCAAAUAAUUUGGCAGAUUAAUGUUUGAAAUAGUAUUUAUUGUAAUUUGGCAAAUUAAUGUUUGAAAUAUUAUUUAUUGUGUGAGAUUUGUACAUCCUACAGUGUAACCAGGUUGAAAAUGUCCAGAGUUUUUUGGUUGUUAAUCAAGUAUGUACUUAAUAUUGUAAUAAACAUCCACAGCCUUAA